Molecule: messenger RNA, 1711 nt
Organism: Rhododendron vialii
Lineage: Eukaryota; Viridiplantae; Streptophyta; Magnoliopsida; Ericales; Ericaceae
Product: probable ribose-5-phosphate isomerase 2
Exons: 1
Coding region: 527-1345 (272 amino acids)
Biological process (GO): pentose-phosphate shunt, non-oxidative branch
Molecular function (GO): ribose-5-phosphate isomerase activity
Source: RefSeq, a predicted model, not a curated record
AACAAAUGUCAAUCGUCAAUUGCCGUGAAUGGACGACUCGGAUUGGCACAACACGCCGCAUAAACCCGCAUGAAAACUCUGUCCCGGUUCGGAUAGGAUUCUCCAAAAAUUCUUUUUAUUGCUUCGAGGCAUCUCUUCCCCCACCGCACAAAUUCAACCCAAUUAAAAUAAAAAAAAUGCUCCCUCCUUUCAUCUCCAUUAAAAUUUUCAACAAUGAAACUUCGAUCCCUCUUCUUCCGCGUUUCCUGAUCCUUUUGCCCCGCCUCCCGCCCUAUAAAAUCCAAAACCCUAAUCUCUACGCAUCCACACAAUCUCUCUCUCUCUCUCUCUCUCUCUCUCUCUCCACCACAUAAAACGCCUUCCUCUAUCUUCCAUUUCGCCCAGUACCCCUGACCAUAUAUCUUCUCCCUAAAUGCUUUGACUCCAACACCCAGAUCAAUCAAAACCCUUUUAUCUCAAUUCUUUAAUUUUUUUAUUUUUUAUUUUUCCCUAAUUCAUUUCCGUUCAAUCAAUUUUUUCCUCCAACAUGGCAAUUGCCUACCCGCAUUUCGUCGCCUCCGACAAACCCCCGGUGGUCAACCCACCCCGGAUCUCACCCCUACCCUCCCCGCAUCCCCCGCCGCCGCCGCAGGUGAUCCUAACCCAAGACGAGCUAAAAAAGAUCGCCGCCUACAAGGCCGUCGAGUCCGUCGAGUCCGGGAUGGUCCUGGGCCUCGGAACCGGCUCCACCGCCAAACACGCCGUGACCCGAAUCGGCGACCUCCUCCGCCAAGGCAAGCUCACCAACAUCACGGGCAUCCCCACCUCCCGGAUGACCCAUGAAUUGGCUUUAUCGGUUGGAAUUCCGUUAUCCGACCUCGAUUCGCACCCCGUCGUCGACCUAGCGAUCGACGGCGCCGACGAGGUGGACCCUCACAUGAACCUCGUCAAGGGCCGCGGCGGGUCCUUGCUCAGGGAAAAAAUGAUCGAGGGCGCGUGCAAGAAGUUCAUCGUGAUCGUCGAUGAGUCCAAGUUGGUUGACCGCAUAGGGGGUAGCGGGCUGGCUAUGCCGGUCGAGGUCGUGCCGUUUUGUUGGAAGUUUACGGCGGAGAGGCUCCGGUUAUUGUUCGAGGAGGCGGGUUGCGUGGCGAGGCUUAGGAGGGAUGGGGAGGGUGGGGAGCCGUCUGUGACGGAUAACAAGAAUUAUAUUGUGGAUUUGUAUUUCGAGAGAGAUAUUGGGGAUUUGAUGGUUGCGAGCGAUAGGAUUUUGAGGCUGCCGGGGGUCGUCGAGCACGGGAUGUUUCUAGGCAUGGCGACCACUCUCAUUGUUGCUGGUGAACUAGGUGUUAAGGUCAAGAACAAGUAGAAAGUUCUAAGAGGUACUUUUUAUUGAUCAAGGCCAAAUCCGGUACCUAACUUAUUGAGUAGUUGUAGGCUUGUUAUCUGAAUUGUGCUUUUAUGUAGUUGGAAAGACGAAAGCUCAAAGCUUUAUUGCUUUAUGAUCUAGGCCGAAUUCGGUACCUAACUUAUUAGUAGUUGUAGGCUUGCUAUCUGAAUUAUUAUGCUUUUAUGUAGUUGGAAAGUCGAAAGCUGGAUGCUUUAUUGAUUUAGGACAAUGUAAGAGGGAUGAAUUCCCGAUGUUCUAGUAUGAACGGAUACGGUUAUUGGAGAAUUUCAUCUCUAGUUUUGUUCUUGUCUUGAGACUAUAUCUAGUGAAUAUGAAAUUUUGGAA